Messenger RNA from Clunio marinus, 219 nucleotides. NCBI's taxonomy places the organism in Eukaryota, Metazoa, Arthropoda, Insecta, Diptera, Chironomidae. The record is from the annotation of a GenBank genome assembly.
AUGACAUCUGACAGCAUCAACAACAAGCCAUUUUUUGUGCAAAUACCAUCAGUGAAAAAUUCUGCAAAGCUUGCAAAAGAAGUAAAUCGAUUUUCUGUGUGCUUCAGGAAAACUCGUUCAGCCUUUAAAUUGCAUUCAUUGAUGUUACUUUGUGUUGCUGCUUUCACGUUGAAAAUCUCUGCAUUCGUCUGGGAGAACCCGAAGCGAAACUUUUUGUGA